GCCAACGGCUCGAAUGGAGGGGUACUAUUUAUAAUCUGAGUGUUGUUUAAAAAUUGUAUCACUACAGUUCUUGUAAUCGUGCUGUGAACAUUAUUUAGUUUAACAAGAAAAAAGAGUGGUUCGAAGAGUGUCUACAAGCCGUAGCUUAACAUUUUCUGUGAAAACUAGAAGCUACGCCGAUCCUGUCUCUUCCUUGAAGGAACAACACACGCAGAAAUACACACACAAUUAAUUUAUUUGUAAUUUAGGAUUUUUUAUAUUUAAUAAACCAAAUAUAUCAACAUGUGUGACGAAGAGGUUGCCGCGCUCGUUGUCGACAAUGGAUCCGGUAUGUGCAAGGCCGGUUUCGCCGGAGACGAUGCCCCCCGUGCCGUCUUCCCGUCCAUUGUCGGACGUCCCCGUCACCAGGGUGUGAUGGUCGGUAUGGGACAGAAGGACUCGUACGUCGGUGACGAGGCCCAGAGCAAACGAGGUAUCUUGACCCUGAAGUACCCGAUCGAGCACGGUAUCGUCACGAACUGGGACGAUAUGGAGAAGAUCUGGCAUCACACUUUCUACAAUGAGCUGCGUGUUGCCCCCGAGGAACACCCAGUCCUGCUGACAGAGGCCCCGCUCAACCCGAAGGCUAACCGUGAGAAGAUGACGCAGAUCAUGUUCGAAACCUUCAACACACCGGCCAUGUACGUCGCCAUCCAGGCCGUGCUGUCCCUGUACGCUUCCGGUCGUACCACCGGUAUUGUGCUCGAUUCCGGAGACGGUGUCUCGCACACAGUCCCAAUCUACGAAGGUUAUGCCCUGCCACACGCUAUCCUGCGUCUGGAUUUGGCCGGUCGCGAUCUGACCGAUUACCUGAUGAAGAUCCUGACUGAACGUGGUUACUCGUUCACCACCACUGCCGAACGUGAAAUCGUUCGUGACAUCAAGGAAAAACUGUGCUACGUUGCACUGGACUUUGAACAGGAAAUGGCCACCGCUGCCUCGUCCUCCUCCCUGGAGAAAUCGUACGAACUUCCCGAUGGACAAGUCAUCACCAUCGGCAAUGAACGUUUCCGUUGCCCAGAGGCUCUCUUCCAGCCAUCGUUCCUCGGUAUGGAAGCCUGCGGUAUCCACGAAACCACCUACAACUCGAUCAUGAAGUGCGACGUCGACAUCCGAAAGGAUCUGUAUGCCAACACAGUAUUAUCCGGAGGUACCACCAUGUACCCAGGAAUCGCCGAUCGUAUGCAGAAGGAAAUCACCGCCCUGGCCCCGUCGACCAUGAAGAUCAAAAUCAUUGCCCCACCAGAGCGCAAAUACUCCGUCUGGAUCGGUGGUUCGAUCCUGGCCUCCCUGUCCACCUUCCAGCAGAUGUGGAUCUCCAAGCAGGAGUACGACGAAUCCGGCCCAUCCAUUGUCCACAGGAAGUGCUUCUAAGCAUCUCCCUAUCUUAUUAUUACUAAUUAUAACAACAACACUCUUCAACCAACAACAAUGAAAAAUCAACAGCAACAACAGCAGCAUCAACAACAACAGCAACAGCGCAAAGUAAUGAUGAGACAAAAACGCGAAAGAGAGAGAUUACAAGAACAACAACAACAACAACAGCAUCUUCAACCAAUUCCAGCAAGAAGUUGAAAAGACAUUUACAUUCGACAACUUAAAAUAAAAAGACAAUUCCUGUAUUAUUAUAAUAAUCGAAGCGAGUAAUGUUUAUUUCCCUUCAUAAAAAAAAAACGCGAAGAACACACACACUUCACAAUUAAUUCAUUCAUUUAGUCGCAUCGCAUGUUUAUAAUCCCAGAUUCAGUUUAUUUUUUUUGUGUAUUUUUUCAUAUUUUACACACGUGUAGCCAGUUAAACAAGUACGUUAUUUACGCAUACAUGAAACCCUAGGAUGUAAGGAACCCCCUCUGUUAAAAACCGAGAGCAGUCAGAGUCAGAGUUAGGAGAGACACAGAGCAAAUCUACUUAGUCCUCUGAGAGAAAAAAAAAACAUUUCUACCCUUCCAAUGAAUUUAAGCUAGUAGAAGAAGAAGAAGACGAACCGAGUGCGAGUGAGCGAGAGAGAGAGAACCAAAAAAGUUACUAAAUCUAACAAAAAAAAAAACAUUUAUUUUGUAAACGACGCCCGCGAUAGGAGGUCAGCCACAAAAUACCGAAAAAUCGAAUGGUCAUUUCCCACACAAACGCGCGAACAAAAAAAAAACCGACGUUUAUUCGUUUGCUUGAUGAAAUUUGUAUUUUGUAAUAUUUAUUACCGCUAAGUCAGUUAAUUUAUUCGAACUUUUUUCAUCUGUAUUUUCACGUUUGUUUUUUUUUGUUUAGUAUUGUAAGCAUUUUCCCCUGUCUGCCUUAGCCUGUGGGGCACACAUUUUUCCUUUCCACUUUUGAAUCGCCUUCCCCCCCUGCCCGAAGCCCUGCGAGCGGGCAUCCACCAUCUCGCACACCUUCCAAUUUCAGCGUUUAGCCCCUCGCGGGGCGGCAAGGGGGGAGGGAAGAGUCAGAGAGAUUGAUUGCGUUCUUAUAAAAAAAAAACCUUCCACACGGAGAUAAAAAAGUGAGGAAAAUGUGGUCCCCUUCUUUAAGUAUAUAGGAU
Messenger RNA from Aedes aegypti (yellow fever mosquito), 2575 nucleotides. Its product is annotated as actin-5C. The transcript is spliced from 2 exons. Gene Ontology annotation, biological process: mitotic cytokinesis. Bases 283 to 1413 code for a protein of 376 amino acids. The record is from RefSeq and is a predicted model, not a curated record. Lineage: Eukaryota; Metazoa; Arthropoda; Insecta; Diptera; Culicidae.